UUAUUCAUGAUCAGGCUGAUGUACAGUGCGUGCGCAAAGGAUUGUGGGCUCGGCGCGUAUGUUUCCAUCAUGGCGGCGUCAAUUUCGGGAUACACUUUUAGUUCUGUGUGUUAUCACAGCGCCAACAGCAAUUCCGACCAUGAGGGCUUCCUGUUGGGUGAAGUGAGACAGGAGGAGACUUUAAGCAUCAGUGACUCACACAUCGGUAGCUCAGAAUUCCUCAGUGUAAUAGAGGUCCAUAAUCAUGAACCUUGUGCACAACUGUUUAGCUUUUAUGACUAUGCAGGUAACGUCAAUGAAGAAAAUCUCAACAGAAUCCUCAAGGACAGAAGAAAAAAUGUUAUCGGCUGGUACCGGUUUAGAAGGAACACUCAACAGCAGAUGUCAUUCAGGGAGCAGGUGAUCCAUAAGCAGUUGACCCAUAUACUUGGCAUCCCAGAUCUGGUCUUCCUCCUGUUCAGCUUCAUCUCCACAGCUAAUAGUUCCACGCAUGCUUUGGAGUAUGUGCUCUUCAGGCCCAACAGAAACAGGUAUAAUCAGAGGAUAUCUCUAAGCAUCCCAAAUCUGGGCAACACCAGUCAACAGGAAUAUAAAGUCUCUUCUGUGCCGAACACCUCCAAGAACUACGCCAGUGUCAUUAAAGAACACGGGACUGAGUUUUUUGAUAAGGAUGGGGUGAUGAAAGACAUUCGAGCUAUUUUUCAAGUAUACAGUGCCCUUCAAGAGAGAGUGCAGGCGGUGUGUUGUGAAGUGGAUCAAAGUGAACGAGUGAGGGAGAAAAUCCAAGAAGAAGUGAACAAGCUGAAAGAGGAAAUCGCUCUCAGGAAACGUAACAGCGCCGAGGAAGAGAGAAGACUCCAAGAGGCGGCCGCUGUCAUGCUUCCCGAUAACUCUGCCCUUCCAGACUCCCCACACUCUUCACUGACUCGAGUCGUGCUCUCAGGUCCCUCGGUGGAGCCCAGUUUAGAGAGACCCGUGAACUCGUCAUCUCCACCGAUCUACAGCACCGCACUGCCUCCAGAUUCACCAAGCGCUAUACUGCUACCACGGCCCCAAGCCGUCGGUUCCCCCGGACACCCGUCUCCCAGUCUGGGCCUGGGCAACGGAGACGGUUCGAGCUCGGAUUCCCUGAACCGCCAGGCCACCGGCCAGGAAGACCAGGAGGAUGACGACGGCGACGACGAGGACAGUAGCGAGUACGAAAAUUUAGUUAGCGAGCAAUUGCAACCACCUUCCUUAACAGAAACCGUUACGUUAGGCCGACCGGCUACCCUGUGGCCCGACGGAGACGCCCACAGCCCGCCGGGCUCCUAGUAGUCAAACAAACCAACGGGGAUAUUGACGAGCGAACAGAACUAGGUGUGAUCGUGAGGUCGUGGUGUUCAGAACACAAACAAGCACUUGCCUUUUGUGAGUUAUGACGAAUGCUGUCCUGUAGUACACAUUUAACAGCUCCGUGCUGCGGACGUCAUCAGGUUUCGAUGGACUCCGAAGUGGAAUGGAAUGAUAUCCCCAUCCGUGUGGACUGACAAGGCCCCCUUUUCUCCGUUUCAUGCUCUCCUCUCUGGUUUUUCGAUUUGGGUGGAGAAGUGCAUCCUGCUUAUCGGCGUCUGCCUCUCACUGGAGUCAUUCGGUUCUUGCACCAUUUACCUCUUGCACUGUUUUGCCUUCUUUUGAUCUGCAUUUGAAUAGAAAAGCAAAGGGAAUGAUGUUUUUUUUUUUUUGCGGCCUUCAAACACAUCUCUGUGUGAGCUUAUUCCAUCUUCAUCGUCUUGCUUCAUAAAUUUGAAUGGACAGAAAAGUGCUUAGGACUACAGCUGACACUCGAACAGUUAUUGUUCUAGAAAAUGUAUUUUAUUUUUGGUUUUAUCAGUUAUAUUUGAUUUGAUUUGAGUAAUAUAAUGGCCUAUUCAUUAAAAAAAAAAAAAAAAAAAAA
Molecule: messenger RNA, 1936 nt
Organism: Puntigrus tetrazona (Sumatra barb)
Lineage: Eukaryota; Metazoa; Chordata; Actinopteri; Cypriniformes; Cyprinidae
Gene: abraxas2
Product: abraxas 2, BRISC complex subunit
Exons: 9
Coding region: 7-1314 (435 amino acids)
Biological process (GO): attachment of spindle microtubules to kinetochore; protein K63-linked deubiquitination; mitotic spindle assembly
Cellular component (GO): nucleus
Molecular function (GO): microtubule binding; polyubiquitin modification-dependent protein binding
Source: RefSeq, a predicted model, not a curated record